CAGCCGGUAACCAGAGGAGGGGGCAGCACGGUCGGACAGGAAUGGACCGCACAGGCUAGGCUAGUGUACAAGGCCGAAAAAGCUCGGUCUUUAGUCAGAUAAUAAUAUCACCGAGUAAAACAGCGAUUACGCAUCGAGCGAGCCGACUAUUUGCACAGGCCGGACCCCCUCCUCUCAGUGCUGUAGCCUGCAGCCUUUUCACACACACUCUUGAAUAGACCUCAUUUAGGAACGCUGUUUAAAAUAUAUUGUCAAAGGCAUUUUUGCCUUAUUUAAACGUCGAAUUUAGUAUUUUACGUCGGCGGACGGAUACUACGCCCCGUCCUGCCGGUUUUCCUCUCCGGUUCGACUUUCAGCAGCGUCGCCUCGUCCCCGCUGUUUCUGUCAGCUGCUGCGCAUCAGCAAAACAUGCAGGAUGAGCCUGUGGGGGUGACAACUACACAGUUACCCCCGUCAACCAAGGAAAAGCACCGCAGCAGCACGGUCAGCAAACCCGGAAAGCAGCCGAACCAAACCGACAGCCACGACGACGGCCAGCCGAGCUCGUUCACGCCGGAUUAUAACCACCUAGGGCAGAAGAUAGCUUUCCCCGAUCAUUUCUGCCCAACGCAGUCUAUCUGUGACCUUCAGCACAGCCGAAAAAUACAUCAGCAGUUAGGUCAGCACAUUGAGUUCAGCCCCAAAGAAUCGACCCCACCCCAGGGACAUUUCAGUCACCUGCCGCAGAGGCAGCCCUUCUCCAAGCCCGAACCCAGCGCCGCUGACCCCUGCGGCUCUCCAGUGGAAGAGGCUGAAGCCGAUGCCGCGUCGCCAUCGCCCACUUCCGUAAACCUUAACAAGAUCCAAAUGGACUCCCCUAUCGCCCACCAUUUAAAUAACGGCAAUGGCAGCAGCAGCACCGGCAACAUGUUGUCCGGAGGUCUCGGCGCCGCUUUCCCGAACCUCCCCACCCAGGAGAUGCAGAGCACCAGUGCGGGCUCGUCUUCACCUUCCCUCCCUGGGUUCGGCACCCCUUGGUCCGUUCAGACCAGCUCCUCUCCCCCGCCCGCACCCAACUCCAUCAAUCCCAUCCACGCGAACCCCAUUAACCAGAUGCCCAACGCGGACUCUGACAACAGCUUCUACCCAGGUAUCCCCUCCUCUAUCAACCCGGCCUUCUUCCAGAGUUUUUCGCCGGUGUCAGCUAAUCCGUGCGCCGGGAUUAACGUGCAGGGCUUUAGCGGUCCUUUCUCACCCCAGAUAAACGUCCCUCAGCAGCCGCAAAGUCGCAGGUCCCCGGUCAGCCCCCAGAUGCACCCCCAGCAGGGCGCCUUCCUACAGCAGCGGAACAACUACAACCAACAUCAGCCCAUGGUGAAGCCAUCUCCCUGGGGCAGUCACCAAGGAAAUGGCUGGGGCUCCGGGGGGAUGUCCUGGGGCCGGGACCACCGCAGAGGGAGUGGCAUGGGCGUACCUGGCUCAGUCAGUCAUGUCUCACCCCUGAAGAAGCCCUUCUCGAGCAACGUCAUCGCUCCUCCCAAGUUCCCACGCUCUGGCGGAUCGCUGGGGCCUAAGUCCUGGAUAGAGGAGAACAUGUUUCGCACAGACAGCAACAGCAACACCUUGUUGCCCCUGCAGGAUCGCUCCAGAAUGUACGACAGUCUGAACAUGCACUCCCUGGAGAGCUCUCUGAUUGACAUCAUGCGAGCCGAGCAGGAUCCAAUGAAAGGCCGUGUGGGAUGCCCUAACCCUGGGGCUGACGGCCUACUCAUGCUCAAUGCCAGGAGCUAUGGGAGGCGUCGAGGUCGCUCCUCUCUCUUCCCUAUUGAUGACAAUCUCCUUGAUGACGGCCAUGGCAACCAGGGUGUCCCAGGAGUCCUUGGCUCUCCCAACUGUUACCCUCACCAAAACGGGGAACGCAUCGAGCGCUUCUCUCGUAAGGUGUUUGUGGGAGGUUUACCUCCUGACAUAGACGAAGAUGAAAUAACCUCGAGCUUCCGCCGCUUCGGUCACCUCGUGGUGGACUGGCCACACAAAGCAGAGAGUAAAUCCUACUUUCCGCCUAAAGGAUAUGCGUUCCUGCUGUUCCAGGAAGAGAGCUCAGUGCAGGCUCUGAUUGAAGCCUGUAUGGAGGAGGAUGGGAAGCUUUACCUGUGUGUCUCCAGCCCCACCAUCAAAGACAAGCCUGUGCAAAUUCGUCCUUGGAACCUGAGUGACAGCGAUUUUGUGAUGGAUGGAUCUCAGCCCCUCGAUCCCCGCAAGACCAUCUUUGUGGGUGGUGUCCCUCGUCCCCUGAGAGCAAUUGAGCUGGCCAUGAUUAUGGAUCGUCUCUAUGGUGGAGUGUGCUACGCAGGAAUUGACACAGAUCCAGAGCUCAAGUACCCAAAGGGGGCAGGACGAGUGGCUUUCUCAAACCAACAGAGUUACAUCGCUGCCAUCAGCGCAAGAUUCGUCCAGCUGCAGCAUGGUGACAUUGAUAAGAGGGUGGAAGUGAAGCCCUACGUCCUGGAUGAUCAGCUGUGCGAUGAGUGCCAGGGUGCUCGCUGCGGAGGAAAAUUUGCUCCUUUUUUCUGCGCCAACGUCACCUGUCUUCAGUACUACUGCGAGUUCUGCUGGGCUAACAUCCACUCGCGUGCCGGGCGAGAGUUUCACAAGCCUCUGGUCAAAGAAGGCGCCGACCGCCCUCGCCAGAUUCACUUCCGCUGGAAUUAGAGAUGUGACCCCCAAAAUCUAUGGUAACACAAUUAGGGGAAAGGGAAAUUAAACACUGGCUAACAGGAAAAAGAGCAUCGCUCGGCCUCUCCUGCUUUCUAAGCUAUCAGUAUAAUCGAGUACGUAACACUAUACAGUAUAUACUAUAUAUCUAUAUAUCUUUUGUAGCAGCCAAACACCACAAGCCUCAGUUUUUCACCAAAACCCCCCUCACAUCUCAGGCUCUGACAACUCUACAACUCUUUUGUGGUACUUUCAUCUUUUCUAAGAGGAGAUUUAAAAAGAGAUUGAUUUUUGUAGCUUUUUUUAUUAUCAUUAUUUUUGUAUGUGAGAUUUAACGUAGAUACGGGAAUGUUUUUGCAUGGGGGCAGCUUGUCUGUCUGUCUGUCUGCUGCUAGCCACCCCACGGUGCAUUCAGUGCACACUUGUUUCUGGGAAAACCUCGAUUCUAUAAAGUUGACGCCUCCCCCGGGUCAUUAACCAAAGGUAGAAAAAAAAAAAAGAUAGGAAGCUUAAAAUUGACAUGUUUUCUGCCACAAAGCAAACCGUUGUUUUUUAACUUUGCCAUGGGCUCUUUCUUUUUCUUAGAGAGUUUAUUAAAAUUUAAAAAAGAAAAGAUAAUAGGGUUAUUUUUGCGCUCAUACUGACCCGUAGAGUGAUACCUCAAAAUACAAAAUCUGCUUUUCUGCUAACUGUAUUCAACAUUUAUACUGACCGAGCUAUUUCAGAAGCUUUGCUGCUAUAUAUAUAUACAUAUAUAUGAAUAGAUGUGUAGGUAUUAUAUUUAAUGCCAUUUAUAAACCUGAAUCAUGUAAAAUGAAAUGCAGUAUGCACUCGAACACUUCUGGCCCCCAUUGCCAUAGAAAGAUUUCAGAGUGCAUAUAAUGACAAUAGGCUUAGCUACACAAAUAGCAUGCUGGAUAUAUGUGAGGAAAAAAACAAACCACUGAAAUAAUAAAUACAGACAAGACAUAACAAUUCUAUAACGAGUAGCAUGAUCAUCGAGUACAAAUGCCGAAGAGGGAAAAAAAAAAAUCAGAUGAAGACAAAAGAGUUAAAAAAAACAACAUAUUUAAACUUGCAUGCUUUGAUGUUUCUCUGUUGUUUGAUCCGUUUACAUACUAACAAUACAAAAAGUGAUAUUGGUUCUGCUGUAGACUUAGUGGACGCCAUCACUUUGUAACAUGGUGGCUUGUAUGGCAAAAAAAAAAAAAAAAAAAAUGACAAAAACAAAAAAAAUCCCAUUGAGAAGCAGAGUGGUGUUCAGUGGUUUGUGUUUGUGUGUCGUCCAUGUGCUGUGUGACUGUUGUUAGUGUAGACUGAGGCUCUAGUUUAGUUACAGAUUUCGUAGAGAAGAACGACUCCACCUCCACUCUUCCUAUCCCAUAUAUCUCUGUGCGGUUCCAAAGGCUAAUCUGGUAAAGCAUUACUGGCAGACCAGAUGCAAAAUGAAAGACUUUGUCAGUUUGGAGGACUUAAUGUGACCCUGUCACAUUAAUAAGCAUCGUUUUGAACAUUUUUCACUAAAACUGCUUAUUUUGUAAUGUAACAGUCAGGCUUUCAUGCUGUGUGGCUGCAGCUCCAUAAAUCCAAGGAAAACACUGGCCCGGUUACUGGAAGAUGAAGCACCUCCGCACCUCCUCACCACGCUUACGAUGAGGACAGUGACACGUGGUCUCCUGGCGUGCUAAAGAUGAUCUCUUUCUUUUUAGUUUGUUUGAUUUCCACCUCAACCCUUGAAAGACUCUUUAGGGACAAUCUAUUUUUUUUUGUUGUUGCUGUUGUUUUGUUUUUGUGAGGACGGUGGCCCAGCCGUCUGUUCGGUACUGUACAAGUGUGUCGCUCUCGUGUUGUCGUGGUUUUAGUGUCUCAUGCCCCUGUGUGUGUGUGUGUGUGUGUGUGUGUGUGUGUGUGUGUGCGUGUGCGUGCUCCUUGGUAUCAGUGUUCAGGCGUCAACUGUGUACUGUUACAAAACCUUAAUGAAACUGAGACUAGUUGAGUUGUGUAAUUGAAAUUGUUUGUGUGAACAGUUUACCCAUCACUGGCCCUUCAAUAUGUUUUCUGUUUUUGAUAAUAUAUAUUAUGCACUACUUUUCUAUAUCUCUGCUUGUUUUCCUUCUCUUUCACCCCUUAAAUAAUCUCAGUUCACAAGUAUAAUUCUGUAUAAUUCUACAGACGAUUUAUUCUUUUUUUUUUUCUUGGUUUUUCCGCCUCCAUAACGACUUAUUUAAGAUGUAGCGUGGAGCAGUGGUCUUAAGUUAUCUAUUGUUCUGUGUGAUUAGAGCAAAAAGCAAAUGUUUUCUAAUAUAUUCUAAUAUAGUCUGGAUUUUUGGAAAGGCGUCGCAGGCUGCGACCUGAUGGAGGUGAAAGCUAAAAGACCGGGCGCCGGCUCCUCCCCCUCCCUCCUUUUUUUUUUUGUGGCUUUGGUUCUCAUGGCGUCUGAUGAUGUUUGAAUAUCGUCACCUGUAACACUUGACUCGUGCUGUUUUUUUUGUGAGCUUCUGUUUCUAUGUUAAACACUGUUACUCUGUUCUGUAUGUGUCCUUGCUUUUGUAAAAAUCAUAUUUAUUUCACUAUUUUUGUAGGCAAAAAAAAAAAAAUUUAUUUGAUUUUGAUUGUAUUUUUCUAUUUAAAUAGGACUAAUAUUUCGAUUUCUUUACCCCUGAUUAUGUCCAAAAGUUUUGUUUGACAAAGAAUCAUGUCAUUAGUAACAUCAAAGUUUUUGAUAUACAGCUGAUUCUUAUUUUGAUACACAUAACACGUUUCAUUUGAAGGACGGAAACAUGAAGGUUUUAUUAUAUUCUGGGAAGACACUUGAGAUUCUCCCCUGUUGCAUCGAGGCCCCAGCUGCCUGUCCUCGUAGAUGCUCUGAAACUUGAAUAUAACACAUUUUGAAAGGCUGACUAACCUCGAAUCUGUGUUGUGAUGUGCAAUACUGUUUCUAAUGUUUGUAUAAAAGUAAGAACUACAGUGUAAACCUUUUUAAUGCAGAUUUAUUUUUUUCAUUGCAUAUUUUGCAGAUUUCUGAUCCACAGUGUCAUUUUUUACUGUCAGAAAAAAAUAAACCCCGUUUUUUCAUUGCAAGUAUUUUUAAAUCCAGAUAUCUUUGUACUGAUGUAAAUGAUUGUAGUUAUUUUGGAUAGUGUUUUGCUAACAAAAGGAGAGACUUUUUCAUGCAUAUUUCUAUUUCCUUUCAUCUUGUUUUUUCCCACAUUUUUAUUUCAUUUAAUAGUAGCAGGUUCUUGGAAUAAUUUUUCAUAUUUAAAUGUCAUUGGUAUUAUUUUGUAUUUUUAUGUCGAAAAACACUAUAUAUAAUUUAAAGAUGCUAAUUGCUAAGAUAUUAUUUUGAGUUUAAUUAUUUUUAAAGCUAAAUAUUUGUAAUUUUAUUGUUAAAGUGACUAAUUUCUAAAUCAGAGUUUGUGUAUAGGUUCACAAAAGUGGUUUAUGAGAUGUUUGGAUUGUAAUUAUUACUGAAUGGUUCUUUGAUAUGCAAAAUGAAUAUCAUGUUUAUUUUUAUUUUUGUCUUUGUAUUUAAAUGGGGUGUUGAUUACAAUCUCUUUUUUUUUUCUUCCUUUCUUUCACUUCCUGAAUAAAGACCCAUUCUGUUUGGACAUGAUUUUGUUGGAUAU
This is a messenger RNA of Archocentrus centrarchus (flier cichlid), 6320 nucleotides long. It is a transcript of the gene cpeb2, whose product is annotated as cytoplasmic polyadenylation element binding protein 2. The record is from RefSeq and is a predicted model, not a curated record. Gene Ontology annotation, biological process: negative regulation of cytoplasmic translation. The transcript has 11 exons. Lineage: Eukaryota; Metazoa; Chordata; Actinopteri; Cichliformes; Cichlidae. Gene Ontology annotation, cellular component: synapse; neuron projection; nucleus. Gene Ontology annotation, molecular function: translation factor activity, RNA binding; ribosome binding; mRNA regulatory element binding translation repressor activity. The coding region runs from base 409 to 2691 and encodes 760 amino acids.